UAAUCACGUGGGGAGGGGCUCCGUUCGAUCAGCCGGGGCUGGCGUUCGGACUGUCAGUGCGGACUGACAGAGGCUGCUGCGAGCACCGAGGGAGCUUGGUACAUCCCCUUCGUCGACGUUGCACUCUCGAACAGAAAUUAAACUAAACAAUGUCAGGUAAAAAGAUCCAAGUUGGUUCUGUGGUGGAAAUGAAAGGAGAUGAGAUGACCAGAGUUAUAUGGGAACUGAUCAAAGAGAAACUCCUCUUCCCCUAUAUGGAGAUAGACCUACACAGUUAUGACUUGGGAAUUGAGAACCGUGAUGCUACUAAUGAUCAAGUGACCAUCGACGCUGCUGAAGCUAUUAAAAACUAUAAUGUAGGAAUAAAAUGUGCCACCAUUACUCCUGAUGAAAGCAGGGUGAAGGAAUUCAAGUUAAAGAAAAUGUGGAAAUCACCCAACGGAACCAUCCGCAACAUACUUGGUGGCACAGUGUUUCGAGAAGCAAUCAUCUGUAGGAAUAUUCCUCGGCUGGUAUCUGGCUGGAUCAAGCCGAUCAUCAUUGGACGUCAUGCAUACGGUGACCAAUACAGAGCUGCAGACUUUGUUGUGCCUGGUCCUGGUUCAGUUGAAAUUAAAUACACGCCUGUUCAUGGUGAGCCCGUCACCUACUGUGUCCAUAAUUUUAAAGAUGGGGGAGGAGUUGCUCUGGGAAUGUAUAACACUGACUCCUCUAUUAGAGACUUCGCUCAUAGCUCCUUCCAGCAAGCUCUUGCUAAAGGUUGGCCUUUAUACAUGAGCACAAAGAAUACCAUACUGAAGAAAUACGAUGGACGAUUCAAGGACAUAUUCCAGGAAAUCUAUGAAAACCAAUACAAAGCACAGUUUGAGGCCAAAGGAAUCUGGUAUGAACACAGACUAAUUGAUGAUAUGGUAGCUCAAGCACUAAAAUCUGAGGGUGGCUUCGUUUGGGCCUGUAAAAAUUAUGAUGGUGAUGUGCAAUCUGAUUCUAUUGCACAAGGGUAUGGCUCACUGGGAAUGAUGACUAGCGUAUUGCUUUGUCCUGAUGGUAAAACAGUAGAAGCUGAGGCAGCCCAUGGUACUGUUACACGCCAUUACCGUAUGCACCAGCAGGGCAAAGAAACCUCAACCAAUCCAAUUGCUUCCAUCUUUGCUUGGACUCGAGGACUAUCCCAUAGAGCAAAGCUGGACAAUAACUUGGAGCUACAGACAUUCUGUACUUUAUUAGAAGGAGUUUGUGUAGAAACAAUUGAAUCUGGUUUCAUGACCAAGGAUUUGGCUGCAUGCAUCAAAGGACUACCAAAUGUGCAACGCUCUGAUUAUUUGAAUACCUUUGAAUUCAUGGACAAGCUUUCAGAAAAUCUGAGCUUGAAACUGGUAUCACACAAGCUUUAAAAUUGUUUAUGUGAGCAGAGAAAGCUCGAGUCUGUAAAUUGAUCCCCUCGACGUAGUUUUCUGCAAAUAGAGCAAGUUAUGCAUAAUAGUAAAUUACCAAUAGUUAUUUUAGCAUUAAUAAGACUGCACAUCAAAUUUCCUUUAACACUUUCAAAAAUUUGUCCUGCAAAACACCAGCCUUAAAAGGUAUGAUAAAUGAUCCUUAAUUCAUUGAGCAAACUAAAGACAAUGCAAUAUACCACAGUCAAAAUCUAAAAUGAUAUACCAUGUAAGGAUAUUGUAAUAUUAAAAAUACCACUGACUGGAAGAAGACAUAAGUUGCGAUGCAACAGAAACUGAAUCUUUUAAACUUGCUUUGACAAUGAUGUAAUACAUUUCUACUUUUAUGGUCAGAACUGAACUAUAUAGCACAGUUCUGAUGCCUUAAGUGCUGCAGAACUACCAUGUUUGUCUCGUCCAACCUUCCUCUUAACUAGCGCCAAAACAAAAUAGCUGCUACAUCUGUCUAUAUAAUUGUCACUGCGCUUUAAAGUACUGAAUUUCAAGGUAUGAGAUAUGACUUGUUCGUGUCAGUUAAUUUAAAUAACUCUUCAAAUUCUCCAAUUUAUAACAUGCUAUCUUUGUAAUCUCCAAGUUUAUAGGUAUUCCUGUACCCUUUGGUUCUCCAAACUAUACAUUUGUCUGACAAAAUUACUCACAUCAUCGUCCUUGUUUCAAAAAGGACCUGCCCAAUGGCUCCACUUCAUGUAACCUUCAAAAAUUCAUUUUUCAAAUCAAUUUAAAGAUUAUAACGUGUGCAGUAAUUGGCGCAAUGAUUUCAUGUACAUCCCAAAAUUAAGUUUGACAUAUAGUCACUAGUGUCAGGUAAAGGUCUCACUAACAGCAAUGUUUGAUGACUAGGUAACUUUUUAAAAAAGUCAUAUCAGCUAAAGGAUAAAUAUUAGUCAAGCCACUGGAAGAACUACUUGUUUUUCUAGAUAAUUUAACAGAAUCUCAAACACUUCAGAUGGCAGAGGAGCCUCAGGUUAAUUCAAAAGAGAAUGAUACAUGUGAUAUAGUGAAGUUCAUGAUACUGAAUUAGAGCAUCAGUUUGAGAUAUGUGCUUUCAUCUCUGGUGAGGCCUGAUGCCACAAAUUUGGCUUCUCGGUCAAAUUUCUAUUAUCUUUUCCGACUGCAAUCCACACCCUGCCCAUUGCAGCAAUCACAACAUUGAGAUAGUGCAGCAAAAGUAGAGGGAAUAAAGAUAAAACUUGAAAGGUUUUACACAUUAAAAUUUCUAUAUAUUAACAGAAAUUGUUUACAGUGCUGUAAAUUCAUGUUGGAAUCUAGGCAAAUAUUGCUUGUAGAUCUUCAAACUUCCAAUUUCAUCUUAAUGUUCAAAUAUUUGAAUUUCAUGAUGUUGGAGAUUUUAUGUAGGAUUCAGGAGCAGAAAUGAGCCACUUGGGCUUUCAAGAGAGAAAAAUUCAGUUCCGCAAAUAACCCUCUCAUUUGUAUGCUUCAUGAGACAGAUGUUUUUCUUAAUUGGCUAGAUUAUUUUAAAGCUUUGAACUCACUGGUCACAAGUCUUAAUAUGUUGCACAAUUGAUGCAAAGACGUUUGGUACUCAGUUUAAGUUUCAUUGUUUUUUCUGGAACCAUACUCAGCUAAUUUGUACUCUUAAUAAAAAAGGACAAUGAAUUAAUUCCGAUUCAAUGCAGCUUAUUGGAUUGUAUAUUUCAUGACUACUCUAGAAACGUUUUACAACUGGCUGUGCUUAUCUUAACUCAUGGACUUUAUUUUUAUAAAUGGUUAGCUGAAACUCAUUGGGCCCAGCAAAAAAUUAUCUAGAGCUGAAUCCAGCUGUUCACUGCCUUAAUUCCUGCUUGCCAAACAUGUAUUCAACAUUCAUAAAUGUAGUUGUAUUGGAUGUUUUAGUAGUCUUGCAUAACUGCAGCAGUCAAAACUUUAUUGCUAAUUCAGUAAAAAUAAAUUUGAUUUUUUUGUUAAA
Messenger RNA from Chiloscyllium plagiosum (whitespotted bambooshark), 3381 nucleotides. RefSeq names its product isocitrate dehydrogenase (NADP(+)) 1 (gene idh1). The record is from RefSeq and is a predicted model, not a curated record. Gene Ontology annotation, cellular component: peroxisome; mitochondrion; cytosol. Gene Ontology annotation, biological process: isocitrate metabolic process; NADP+ metabolic process. NCBI's taxonomy places the organism in Eukaryota, Metazoa, Chordata, Chondrichthyes, Orectolobiformes, Hemiscylliidae. Gene Ontology annotation, molecular function: NAD binding; magnesium ion binding; isocitrate dehydrogenase (NADP+) activity.